Molecule: messenger RNA, 1317 nt
Organism: Lachancea mirantina
Lineage: Eukaryota; Fungi; Ascomycota; Saccharomycetes; Saccharomycetales; Saccharomycetaceae
Source: the annotation of a GenBank genome assembly
AUGGGGCUAAACGUAUUAAAACCAAAGAUCAAUGGAUUGAGCUCGUCAAACUCGUCUAUGACGGAUCAGACGGCGAACGGGAACGAGAAGGCAGUGGUUGAUACGGAUGAUAUCGACGAAAAUGACGAAUCGGGGCAGAAUAUUCUGAUGGGUAUUAUCUCGCAACUUAAGCCUGGUUGCGAUCUUUCGCGAAUUACGCUACCCACAUUCAUUUUGGAGAAGAAAUCUAUGCUGGAACGAAUCACAAAUCAAUUGCAAUAUCCUGAUAUUUUACUUGAAGCGCACAGCACCAAGAACGAUCUCGAACGAUUUUUGCUGGUGGUUAAAUGGUACUUGUCAGGUUGGCAUAUAGCGCCGAAAGCGGUGAAAAAGCCUUUGAAUCCUGUCUUGGGUGAAUAUUUUACAGCAUACUGGGAUCUACCCAACAAGCAACAGGCGUUCUAUAUUGCAGAGCAAACCAGCCAUCACCCACCGAAAUCGUCAUAUUUCUACAUGAUUCCAGAGUCAAACAUUAGAGUAGACGGCAUUACGAUACCUAUAUCCAAGUUUUGGGGUAAUUCAACCGCUGCAAUGAUGAAAGGUUUAACUGUUUUGCAAUUUUUGGAUAUCAAAGAUAAAGACGGGAAACCCGAGAAAUACACACUAACGCAACCAGAUAUGUAUGCGCGAGGCAUUUUGUUCGGCAAAAUGCGCAUAGAACUCGGAGACCAUAUGAUAAUAAAGUCGCCUAAAUUUCAGAUAGACGUGGAUUUCAAGACAAAGGGGUUUAUUUCUGGAUCCUAUGAUAUGAUUGAGGGCGUUGUGAAGGACUACUCUGGCAAUGAAUAUUAUCAAAUAUCAGGCAAAUGGAAUGAGGUUAUUUACGUUAAGAACCUAAAGGAAAAAACUUCAAAGAGCGUUCUAUUCGAUGCCACGAAGAGCAAGCCUUUGAAACCUUCCGUGCGUCCAUUGAAAGAGCAAGGUAAAUAUGAAUCAAGAAGACUAUGGAAAAAAGUGACAGAUGCACUAGCGUUACGUGAUCAUACGGUAGCAACAGAUGAGAAGUUUAAAAUUGAGGAUGAACAGAGAACGUUUGCCAAAGAAAGAGCUGAACAAGGCGUCGAAUUCCAUCCUAAACUUUUUAGAAAAGCUUCGAAUCCCGACGAUGACCUAGAAUUUUACAUCUACAAACACAUUCCAGAGGAUGAAGAUCAUGAAAGUCAAAUCAAAAGCAUUUUGGAAAUAGCACCAAUUCUACCGGGGCAAAAAUUUACGGAUCGAUUUGACGUAUCGGGCCUAGAAAAGCACAAGAUUCAAGUGGACGCCGCGAAAGAAUGA